GUUUCUAUACAGUUGCUCCAAUGACAGAGUUACCUGCACCCUUGUCCUACUUCCAGAAUGCACAGAUGUCCGAAGACAACCACCUGAGCAAUACUAAUGACAGUAGAGAUCGGCAGCGCCAUGAACACAAUGAGAGGCAGCGGCACGGCACCCCUGAGCCAUUAUCUAAUGGACAACCCCAGGGUAACACACGGCAGGUGGUGGAGCAAGAUGAAGAGGAAGACGAGGAGCUGACGUUGAAAUAUGGUGCCAAGCAUGUCAUCAUGCUCUUUGUUCCAGUGACUCUCUGCAUGGUGGUGGUAGUGGCUACCAUCAAAUCAGUCAGCUUUUACACGCGCAAGGAUGGGCAGCUCAUCUAUACACCAUUCACAGAAGAUACUGAGACUGUGGGCCAAAGAGCCCUGCAUUCGAUUCUGAACGCUGCCAUCAUGAUCAGCGUCAUUGUUGUCAUGACUAUCCUCUUGGUGGUUCUGUACAAAUACAGGUGCUAUAAGGUUAUCCAUGCCUGGCUUAUCAUUUCAUCUCUACUGUUGCUAUUCUUUUUCUCAUUCAUUUAUUUGGGGGAAGUGUUUAAAACGUAUAACGUUGCCAUGGACUACAUUACCGUUGCACUCCUGAUCUGGAAUUUUGGUGUGGUGGGAAUGAUUUCUAUCCACUGGAAAGGUCCACUUCGACUCCAGCAGGCAUAUCUCAUUAUGAUCAGUGCCCUCAUGGCCCUGGUGUUUAUCAAGUACCUCCCUGAAUGGACUGCGUGGCUCAUCUUGGCUGUGAUCUCAGUAUAUGAUUUAGUGGCUGUUUUGUGUCCAAAAGGCCCACUUCGUAUGCUGGUUGAAACAGCUCAGGAGAGAAAUGAAACUCUCUUUCCAGCUCUUAUUUACUCCUCAACAAUGAUGUGGCUGGUGAAUAUGGCGGAAGGAGACCCAGAAGCCCAAAGAAGAGUAUCCAAAAACUCAAAUUAUAAUGCGCAAAGUACAGAAAACGAGUCCCAAAACUCGGUUGCAGAGAAUGAUGAUGGAGGUUUCAGUGAAGAGUGGGAAGCCCAGAGGGAUAGUCACCUGGGGCCUCAUCGGUCUACAGCUGAAUCACGAGCUGCUGUACAGGAAAUUUCCAGCAACAUCCAACCUAGUGAGGAUCCAGAGGAGAGGGGAGUAAAACUUGGAUUGGGAGAUUUCAUUUUCUACAGUGUUCUGGUUGGUAAGGCCUCAGCAACAGCCAGUGGAGACUGGAACACAACCAUAGCCUGUUUUGUCGCCAUAUUAAUUGGUUUGUGCCUUACAUUAUUACUCCUCGCCAUUUUCAAGAAAGCAUUGCCAGCUCUUCCCAUCUCCAUCACCUUCGGGCUUGUUUUCUACUUUGCCACAGAUUACCUUGUGCAGCCCUUUAUGGACCAGUUAGCAUUCCACCAAUUUUAUAUUUAGCAUAUUUCCAAUUGGAAUC
Molecule: messenger RNA, 1437 nt
Organism: Chrysochloris asiatica (Cape golden mole)
Lineage: Eukaryota; Metazoa; Chordata; Mammalia; Afrosoricida; Chrysochloridae
Gene: PSEN1
Product: presenilin 1
Exons: 10
Coding region: 21-1418 (465 amino acids)
Biological process (GO): smooth endoplasmic reticulum calcium ion homeostasis; negative regulation of apoptotic process; membrane protein ectodomain proteolysis
Cellular component (GO): neuromuscular junction; dendritic shaft; growth cone
Molecular function (GO): aspartic endopeptidase activity, intramembrane cleaving; cadherin binding; beta-catenin binding
Source: RefSeq, a predicted model, not a curated record